This is a messenger RNA of Rhodamnia argentea, 1096 nucleotides long. Its product is annotated as NDR1/HIN1-like protein 1. Bases 136 to 765 code for a protein of 209 amino acids. Lineage: Eukaryota; Viridiplantae; Streptophyta; Magnoliopsida; Myrtales; Myrtaceae. Gene Ontology annotation, biological process: defense response to other organism. The transcript has a single exon. The record is from RefSeq and is a predicted model, not a curated record.
AUCCCCUACCCCUUUUGUUGAGUCGCCAGCCAUCAUCAAGCUCCUCCACCUUCCAACUCCCGCCACUGCCACCGCCACCGCCACGCCACCACCAGAAAUACCGCCAACUCCUCCUCCUCCACCUCCUUCAUCGUCAUGUCCAAGUGCCCGAACCACGGCGGCCACCGGUGGAGUAAAAUAUGGAGGAGAGUGUUCGUGGUCAGCCUGGUGGUGCUCUUCAUAAUCCUGCUCAUAGUGCUGAUAACAUGGGCCAUCCUCCACCCCCACAAGCCCCGCUUCACCCUCCAAGACGCCACCGUCUACGCCUUCAACGCCUCCGCUAGCCCCAGCCUCCUCACCUCCACCUUCCAGGUCACCAUCUCCUCCCGCAACCCCAACGACAACAUUGCCAUCUAUUACGACCGCCUGGAGGCCUACGCCACCUUCCGCGACCAGCAGAUCACGCUCACCACUCUCGUCCCUCCAACCUACCAGGACACCCACGACGUCGACGUGUGGUCGCCCUUCCUCUACGGCGUCUCCGUCCCCAUCUCUCCCUACAACGCGGCCGCGCUGACCCAGGACCAGAACAUCGGGUUCGUGGCGCUCAUGAUCAAGCUGAGAGGGAAGGUGAGAUGGAGAGUCGGGUCCUUCACCUCGGGAGGGUACAGCCUUUUCGUCAACUGCCCGGCGUACAUUACGUUCGGGAGCCGGAGCACGGGGAUCGGGGUUGGGAACAACGCGGUCAAGUACCAGUUGAUGCAGACUUGCAGCGUUAGUGUCUGAUGAUCGACGCUACUGCCUGCUGUUAUAUGUUGCUUUUACUGGCGCUGGUACAAAUCGUCAAAUAGCUUCUCCUUUUUUUCUUAAAACUAGCUUCUUCCAUCAAUAAUUUGUUCCUCCUCUAUUUCUCCUUAUUUCUAAUCGUCUGCAACACAGUGGGUACAUUACAUUAAAGCCAUUCCCUCAAUCAUGUGGAUGAUACCAGAGAGGUUUUUCCAGAAGAAAAGAUGGAUAUGUCAGCAAAUCCAUUGGUAUAAUAUCGACAUUGUUAUGUUUACAUGAAUGAAGUCUGUAAGUAUUUGGGUAAGAAAGAUAAAAGGAAGUGUCGAAAUUU